AUGGCGCAUCAACUUGGGGAGCCCGAGUUCAUCUCUGCACAAGGCGUGCAACUAUACAGUCCAUCAUGGUGUUACAACCCCACAGGCACUUGGUCUAUGAUGAGCAAGCGAGGAAACACCCUCUACAUAUCGGGUUUACGCGGGAUUUGUCCUGAGACGUCCGAGUUGGUACCGAUAGUCCCCACAGAAAUGCAUGGAGUUGCAUCCAGGGAGUCACCCGCAUACCCUCGUGUAUUGAAGAUAUUCCAGAACAUGCAGAUGAUAGUUGAAGCCGCCGGAUCAUCGCUGGGCGACUGUCUCCGCCUUGUAGUAUACACCACGGACAUGAACCAAUAUCGACCUUUGGUGAACGAGGCUCAGUCGGAGAUAUGGGGUGAUGUCCCAUUCCCACCUCGUUCAAUUGUGGAAGUUUCGAGGCUGAAUCAAGAUGACAUUGUCGAGGUGGAGAGUACUUUUGCAGUCCCUGUUUAG
This is a messenger RNA of Capronia coronata CBS 617.96, 471 nucleotides long. RefSeq lists its product as uncharacterized. Bases 1 to 471 code for a protein of 156 amino acids. The transcript has 6 exons. The record is from RefSeq and is a predicted model, not a curated record. NCBI's taxonomy places the organism in Eukaryota, Fungi, Ascomycota, Eurotiomycetes, Chaetothyriales, Herpotrichiellaceae. Gene Ontology annotation, molecular function: deaminase activity. Gene Ontology annotation, cellular component: cytosol.